AUGCGUAUGUUUGUCACGAGACGGCUUCGCAUGGCACAGUUGAAGCGACUUGCAGACGAGGAAGGAGAUGAAAUCGGCAUUGUUAAUAUGGAAAAACCAAAAAUCCUCCUCCCUAUGGACACUCCACGUGAUGACCUAGGCGUUCGAGAAGUGUUACACCUUCUUGACGGGCCAGUGGUUGACGCUUCCACAGGCCUGUCUCAUAUUGCAGUCGUCACUGAUCAAGGAUCGCUUUUCACGUGGGGAAAGGGUCUUGAUUUUCAACUGGGUCACGGUAACAAGACUGAACGCAGCGAGCCACAUAUUUUAUUCGAUCCUCGUGAUGUAAAAUGGAAGCUGGUAGCGUGCGGAGGAAAUCAUACAAUUGGCGUCUCAAAGGAUGGGCGGACUUUUGGGUGGGGCAGGAAUGAUUACGCACAGUGUGGUGUUCCAUCGGAUAAAACUCCAUCUCUAACGAAGAAAUACUUUUACCAGGCACAAAAGCAGGACGGCGCUGGGGCUGCAAAGCGAUGUGUUUCAUUGCCUGAUGAUGCAUCUUUCGUUGUUAAACCAACAUUAAUUCCUGAAGUUGAACUUCGUUUUUACGAUGAAGAUAGUGUUUCCACAUCGUUCGAUCAAAAGCAACUCAUGACGCGCCUUAGAGGAUGCGACUUGCCAACAAUUCAGGCAGUUUCUCGUCAUUUUCUCUGCCGUCAUCCCGUUAAUGCUCCAUCAUGCAGAAGAUCUACAGGCUUAGUUACGCCCUUUCUGUCUAUCGCGCUCUAG
Cooperia oncophora is the source of this 765-nucleotide messenger RNA. The record is from the annotation of a GenBank genome assembly. NCBI's taxonomy places the organism in Eukaryota, Metazoa, Nematoda, Chromadorea, Rhabditida, Trichostrongylidae.